Messenger RNA from Pararge aegeria (speckled wood butterfly), 3740 nucleotides. Its product is annotated as nucleolar protein 14 homolog. Lineage: Eukaryota; Metazoa; Arthropoda; Insecta; Lepidoptera; Nymphalidae. Gene Ontology annotation, biological process: maturation of SSU-rRNA. Bases 84 to 3365 code for a protein of 1093 amino acids. The record is from RefSeq and is a predicted model, not a curated record. The transcript has 10 exons. Gene Ontology annotation, cellular component: Noc4p-Nop14p complex; nucleolus; small-subunit processome.
CUUUAUUUGUUGACGAUUGAUAUAACCUUAAAGUAAUAGUAUUUAUUAAUUUACUACGAGAAUUAUAAUAAAUGUUCUAAACAAUGGCCAAAGUAAAAAACAAGAGGAACGCCGGAAUGGCCGACAAAGUUCAAAACAAGAAAAAAGCGCAAGCCACUAAAACCACGUUAAAUCCUUUCGAAGUUCAUAUAAAUAGAGAAAAACUAAAGGUUCUUGGGAAAAAAUCUAAACAUGAUAGAGGAUUACCUGGGGUUUCGCGUGCGAAGGCAAUACAAAAGAGAAAGAAGACCCUGGGUACUGAGAUGAAGGUAAUGCACAAGACAAACACAUUCAUUGAUCGACGCAUCGGGGAAAAAGACAACCAGAUUUCUUCAGAAGACAGAAUGGUGGCCAGAUUUGCAGCUGAGCGGGCCAAACAGCAUAACAAAAAGAGCAUAUACAACCUUGCCGAUGAUGAAAUAUUAACGCACAGGGGCCAAACACUGGAACAGAUAGAAAAGUUUGAUGAUCCCAGGUCAUCUGAUGAUGAAGAUGAAGAAAAAAGAUUUGGUGGUCUAGGAGAUGAUUUCGUAUCAGAAGGCCAUUUCGGUGGUGGAGUCUUAUCAAAAUCUGACUCGAGGGAUGGAGCAAAAUCCCAUAAGGACUUAAUAGAACAACUGAUAGCAGAGUCAAAGAAGAGAAAGGCGGAGAAGCAGAAAGAGAAAGAACAAACCUUAGAUUUAACUGAGAAGUUAGAUUCAGAGUGGAAGGACUUGAAGCCUGUAGUGUUCAAAUGUCAGAAAGAGAAAGAGGAGACACUGAUAGAUAAGUUGUUAAGUAAGGAGGAAAAGGGACAGGACUAUGAUAAAAUGAUGAGGGAGUUGAGGUUCGAGAAACGCGGAACGCCCUCAGAUGGCCUCUUAAGCAAGGAAAAACAAGACGAAGAAGAUAGGAAGAAGAUAGAAGAGUUAGAAAGACAGAGACAGCAGAGGAUGUUCUCAGAAGAAGAACUUGCUAUGCCUAGGAGUGCCCCAACUUCAAAACAUAGGUCUGCAGAUGAUUUGGAUGAUAAUUUUGUACUCGAUGAUGAAAAAGACUUUAUGCUUGCGUACGAUAAAGACGGCAAACCUUUGCUACCUGAACAUGUACUUAAGGAUUUUUCAGUACCGAAUGCUAAGAAGAAAUUUGAAGAUGGCAUAUCAGAUAGCUCUGAUGGUGAAGAAGAGACUGAAGAGGAUUCUGAUGAUUCUGAUGACGAAUUAAGUAAAAAAGCAGAAGUUAAUGAAGAUGAUGGGGACUGUGACAGUUCUUGUGAUGAUAGUGAAUCGCCAAAAGAAGAUCCUAAUGAGAAAAAAUGUAAAGGUUCCAGUAUAAUAGCUGACGUAAGUCAUCAAGGCGAUGACAAUGAUAGUUCAAGUAGUAACGAAAGUGGUGAAAAUAUAAGUGAAGAUGUUAAAAAUAAAGUGAAUAUAAAGAGAAGCGGCAGCGAAUCGCAGAGUGAACCACCUGAUGAUGAAAUGGAUACAAAACAAAACAUAAAAGCAGAUAACGCUGUUAAAGUUCGUAUUGAAAAUAAUAGAAACCCGUCGGUAAGCGAUAAAUUGGAAAAGGAUACACCGAGUAGAAACGAGAAAGUUCUUAAUUUAAAACGAAAACAGUUAGAUAAAGAUAUGGAAUGCGUUGCUAAAGAUGAAACAAACUAUAAUGAUCGCACUAGUGACAUGAAGAAACCUAAAGUAUCUGUUAAUAUAAAUCCCAAAGACGAUGAUAAUAUCGUAUUAAAAAAGGAAACAUUUUAUGAAAAACAAAUGAAAAUUGAAAAGAAUAGUACAAAGUUUCUAGACAGUUUUAACGAAUCAUCGAAAAAUUUAGAAGAUGAUGUAAAUUGUAAAACCAAAAUUGGUACAAUAUUUUCGAAUAGAGAUCAAAAGAGUUCAGUAGAUGAUAAUGACGAUGAUGAUAAUGAUGAUGAUGAUGAUGAUGAUGAUGAUGAUCACUCGCAGAGUUCCGAAGAACAUAAAAGUGAUACUGAUCAAUUCAAAGAUUUAAAAGAGUCUGAUGUAUCGAAUGAUGAAUUAGAGGAUUGCUGCGAAAGAAUCGGAUCAUUCUUCGAUUUUAGAUCUGCUGAGGGAGAUAAUUUAAAGGAAUUGUUAACAGGCAAAACACCUUCCCAACAAUCGGCUGCUUUAGAUAAACUAAUAAAAAGCUACAACCCUAGCUUAGGCGAAGCCAACAAAGAACAUUUGAGCCGAUUGUACGCUCACCUUUUACAGUACACACACGACCUAUUUUCGAAUUUAAACACCGAAUCCGAUAUAAUUAAAUCGUUUUUAGUUUUCGACAAAAUAGUCCCUUAUUUCUACGAUCUAAUACACGUGAAUAAAGUUUCAACUAAAAAGUUCAUAGUUGAAUUAUUAAAAGAGAAAUACGAUCAAUUCAAGCGCAAGCCAAAAAGAGUACCAAACUUAGAUACGCUAGUGUUUUUCAAAUUAGUUUCUUUGUUAUAUCCUACAUCAGACUUUAGACACCCUGUAACGACGCCGUCUUUGAUUUUUAUGACAGAAAUUUUAGCUUUCUCCAGAUUCAGAGAUGCUUAUUCCGUUUCUAGAGGUUUUUUCAUAGUGAGUAUAAUUCUAGAAUAUACGGUUAUGUCUAAAAGAUUCGUGCCGGAAGCUUUGAACUUUUUACGCGGCAUUUUUUAUCUGUGCGCUAAUACGUCUGUACUGAAUCCCGUGCAAGUCGUCCCGCCGUUUCGAUUGCAUAGAGAUGUCAAAAUUUUAAAUUUAGAACAUGAUUGUACAAAGAUGGCCGUCGAAGAAAAAAUGGCGGGAAAAGAUUUGUUGCUAACAGACAUAGAUGAUUCGUACAAAAUACGAUGUUUAUUAACUUCUACUUUGAUGUUAAAAGAGUUUUUUGAUAAUUACAAUGAUUUUGAAGCUUUGGCAGCCAUAUUUGAGCCACAUAUACAGUUAUUAGGGCGGGUAGAUCUUGAAUUGUAUCCAGUUAAAGUUGAGAGGAAGGUUUCGGAGAUAUUGCAGUAUAUGAAGCAGACGUUAGAGGUGAAGACAUACACACAGAUGGCUAAGGAGAAAGUGAGGCCGAAGGCUUUGAGACUGUAUGAACCAGAUAUCCAGGAAGUAUUUACUGGCAGCAAGAGCUCCAGGAUGUCCAGAGAGAAUGCAGAUAGAGCUCGUUUAGAAGGCAAAUAUAAGAAGGAGAUGAAGGGAGCGCUGCGAGAGAUAAGAAGAGAUAAGGCGUACAUCGCCUCUGUAAAGAUACGACAGAAGAUCCAUGGCGACAACAUAAGGAAAGAGAAAGUGAAACAAAUCUACAAGGACGCGUCCAUCCAGCAGGGUGAACUGAACAAACUGAAGCGCGUCAAGUGAAUGAAGUGUAUUUAUUGCAAUGUAUAAGCCGUGCCAAUAAAUAAUCUUUACAUGGUUUAAAAUAAAGUAGCUCCCCCUGUCUGUAAGCUCAGAUCUUUUAAACUACGCAAGAGAUUUCAAUUCAGUUUUCAGCAUUUCAAGAUUCAAGAGGAAGGUUUAUAUUUCGUAAUGUAGCAUAUUAUACUAGAGAAGUUGGACACGGUAGCGUGCAAGCAAUCAACUGUACCGUCCCGCAAAUUUUACUGCGAAUACUGUGCGAAUAAGAUAGCACCACAUCAACUGCCUUUUAUAGAUAUUUUCUUUAAUGGUGCUGGUGUGGUGGAUUAUGUUACACUGUUCAAUACAAUAUUAUAAACAAUAAAUAAUGUUUUAUUA